CAUCUAUGUCUUGAAUUUGGCUGUGGCUGAUUGUGGAGUAAUCAUAAUGACGGUUUUGACACAAAUAUCCGAAAUUCAGAAUCCAUUUAAUUUUAGAGCAUACUUUAUUUUAAAUCUUCUUUCUUUUGUAUUGUACAAUACUAGUCAACUUUUACUUAUCAGCAUCAGUGUGGACCGUUGUGUAUCCGUGCUUUUUCCAAUUUGGCAUCAAUGCCAUCGGCCACCCAAAUUGUCCCUCAUUGUGUGUGCUGUCACUUGGGUUCUGCCCCUUGUGUACUUCGUAUUGGAACUGGCAGUUCUAUUUCAAGACCAUUUUCUAUUGUUUCAGUUGAUUUUCAAUGGGCUGAUUUCUUACCCAUUGAUGGUCAUAUCCUCUCUGAUCUUGCUUGUUAAAAUAUUCUUUAAACAGCACCAACAAAAGCGGAAAAGGGUGUUAACAGUCACCUUGCUUGCACUCAUGUGCUUCAUUGUAUUUCGUUUGCCUCACAGCAUUUUUUCUGUUAUUACUUACAGUAUAGUAAAAAACAGUGAUUUAACAUCGGUACUCGGUGCACUGUUUACGAACUCACCAAUAGAAUAUAACAUGAUGGCUGACAUUUUUUUAGCUAUUAUAUAUAGCACUCACCCCUGGUUUCAACAUAUAUUCAUUCUUGCAUUGGUUUCUGACAUCUGUAUUGCAGUAAAUAGCAGCAUCAAUCCAAUCCUUUAUUUCCUGGCUGGGAGAAAUAAGGACGAUCAAUCCAGAGUAAGCAUAAAACUUGCACUCCACAGAGUUUUCAGAAAUGAGGAAGAUACCAAGGAAAAUGAGAUGCAGCCUGAUAAAACCUCAUUAUGAAUAUUUAAUCUGCGGUAUUCAGC
Pseudonaja textilis is the source of this 858-nucleotide messenger RNA. Its product is annotated as mas-related G protein-coupled receptor member A2B-like. Gene Ontology annotation, cellular component: plasma membrane. The record is from RefSeq and is a predicted model, not a curated record. NCBI's taxonomy places the organism in Eukaryota, Metazoa, Chordata, Lepidosauria, Squamata, Elapidae. Gene Ontology annotation, biological process: G protein-coupled receptor signaling pathway. Gene Ontology annotation, molecular function: G protein-coupled receptor activity.